Messenger RNA from Triticum dicoccoides, 3178 nucleotides. RefSeq names its product golgin candidate 6-like. NCBI's taxonomy places the organism in Eukaryota, Viridiplantae, Streptophyta, Magnoliopsida, Poales, Poaceae. The coding region runs from base 153 to 2945 and encodes 930 amino acids. The record is from RefSeq and is a predicted model, not a curated record. Gene Ontology annotation, cellular component: cytoplasm; Golgi membrane; Golgi stack. Gene Ontology annotation, biological process: endoplasmic reticulum to Golgi vesicle-mediated transport; vesicle fusion with Golgi apparatus; intracellular protein transport. The transcript has 19 exons.
CCCAACUCCAUCCAGCCUGCCUCCCCACCCCUCUCCCCCCUCCCCGGUUGCUUCCCCGUCCAACCCCCCGAUCUCCAGUCCCCAACUCACCGCCGUCGCCGCCGCCGCCGCCGCCGCGGCGAUCUUUCUCGGUUCGCAGGCGCUUGCGAUCCAUGGACUCCCGGUCGAUCAACCUUCGGGGCUUCGCCGGAAGCGCAGGAAAAAAUAUCAUGCAGGGGAUUGGGGGAUUCGUUUUCGGCAAUGAGGCGUCCGAGUCCAAGGAAGAUAGCUACGUUGAGAGAUUCCUUGACCGCAUAAGCAACGGCACGAUGCCUGAUGAUAGGAGAUCUGCCAUGACUGAGCUACAGUCUCUCGUGGCGGAGAGCCGUUCGGCUCAGAUGUCUUUUGGAGCUAUGGGCUUCCCUGUCCUUCUCAAUGUUUUGAAAGAAGACCGUGAGGAUGUUGAGCUCGUCAGAGGUGCCCUAGAAACCCUUGUGAGCGCGCUGACUCCUAUUGAGACAUCACAGGGACUGAAAACUGAGGUCCAACCAGCAUCAAUGAACUCUGAUUUGCUUUCUCGAGAAACAGAGAAUAUUUCUCUUCUCUUGAGCUUACUGACAGAGGAGGAUUUCUAUGUGCGAUAUUACACAAUCCAGCUUUUAACAGCGUUACUUACAAACUCGUUGAAAAGAUUACAGGAGGCAAUUCUAUUAAUUCCUCGUGGCAUUACAGUUUUAAUGGACAUGCUUAUGGACCGCGAGGUCAUAAGGAAUGAAGCACUGUUGCUUCUUACUUAUCUGACCAGAGACGCAGAGGAAAUUCAAAAAAUUGUUGUAUUUGAGGGUGCAUUUGAGAAGUUGUUUAGCAUUAUUGGGGAGGAGGGAUUUUCUGAUGGAGGCGUCGUUGUUCAGGAUUGCCUUGAACUUUUAAAUAAUUUAAUACGGAACAAUGCGUCCAAUCAGAUGCUUUUGAAAGAGACAAUGGGCUUUGACCCAUUGAUAUCAAUACUAAAGAUUAGGAGAGGCAGUGCAUUCAAUUUUACCCAACAGAAGACAGUAAAUCUUCUCGGUGCCUUAGAUACCGUCGAACUGCUUUUGAUGGGGGGCCCACCGGGUGAAACAGGUAAAGAUACCAGCAAGAUCACCAAUCAAACUGCACUAGCUCAGAGAAACAUUCUUGACCAUCUUCUAUUAUUGGGCGUUGAAAGUCAGUGGGCCCCUGUAGCUCUUCGCUGUACGGCAUUGCGGUGUAUUGGCAGCUUGGUACUAAGAAAUCCUCAAAAUCUCGAUUCUCUUGCAAGCAAGCAAGUUGGGGAAGAACCUCAUGUUCAGCCUGCACUGAAUGCGAUCUUAACUAUAAUCCUGCGAACCUCCGUAGCACAGGAAUUUGUUGCUGCUGAUUAUGUCUUCAAAUGUUUCUGCGAGACAAAUCCCAAUGGUCAGGCAUUAUUAGCAUCAACUAUUGCUCCACAUCCAAACCAAGGAACUGCUACCCAUGGUGCUUCUAGUGACAUGCCAUUUGGAAGUGCACUUCUGCAAGCUCUGGUGUCAAGUGAUGUUAAUGGAGAUAUGGAGGCAUGUUGCAGAGCAUCUAGUGUUCUUACUCACAUAAUCAAGGACAACUUGCAAUGCAAAGAUCGCGUAUUGCAAAUUCAGCUUGAAACACCUACGCCAUCCUUGGGACGCACCGAGCCUCUCUUGCAUCGGAUUGUUACGUGUUUAUCCUUUGCAGCUUUAGCAGAAGGAGAAAAUGACCAAAGCAGUCAAUCAGAAGGAUCAUAUAUUCAGCCUGUUAUUCUCCGGCUACUCAUCACAUGGCUUGCGGAUUGUGCAAAUGCUGUAAAUUGCCUUUUGGAAUCAGCGGUACACCUAAACUACAUAAUCGAGCUUGCCGCAAAUAAACGUUUCACCGGUUGCGUCCGUGGAUUAGCUGCCGUUGUUUUAGGUGCUUGUGUCCUCAAUAAUGCAAGCCGUGAGAAGGGCCGAGAUGCCUUUGCUGUUGCAGAUGCUAUAAGCCAAAAGAUUGGCCUUACUACAUACUUUUUGAGGUUCGAUGAGCUGCGGAAAAGCUUUCUUCACCUACCAUCAGGGCAGCAGAACCACAAGCAGCUUUCACGGUCAAGUGCAAACAGUAUGUCUGAUUUCCAAGAGAUUGAAGAGGAAACAAAUAAAGGCGAUCAACAUCCAGUCCUUUCUGAAAUUUUUGAUUCACAAUUAGUUAGUUUACUCAGUAAGCUUGAGACUGAUAUUAGAGAAUGUAUAAUGGAUCUCUUCAGUCGAACAAAGACCGCAACUGCAGUUCUACCUGCUGAGUUGGAGCAGAAGAACGGGGAGGUUGAUGGAGAGUAUAUCAAGCGGUUGAAGUCAUUUGUAGAGAGACAGUGCAACGAGAUGCAGGACUUGCUAGGCCGAAAUGCAAUCUUAGCAGAAGAUCUAGUGAGAACUGGUGGUGGCAGCACUUCAGAUUCUUCCGAGAAACCAAGCAGUGGCCGAGAAAGGGUCCAGAUUGAAGCCCUCAGACAAGAACUGGAGGGCGCAGCACGGCGAAUAGAAGUGCUCAAAACUGAAAAAGCUCAGAUCGAAGCCGAAGCUAGCAACCAACGAAAUCUAGUAGUAAAACUUGAAUCUGAUCUUAAGAGCUUGGCAGAUGCUUACAACAGUCUUGAGCAGUCCAACUACCGCCUUGAUGCAGAGGUGAAAACCUUGAGGCAGGGAGGCAGUGCUCCCUACCCAGACGUAGAAGCAAUAAAAGCGCAAGCCAAGGAAGAGGCAGAGAAGGAAAGUGAGGUGGAACUGAACGAUCUACUCGUCUGCUUGGGACAGGAGCAAAGCAAGGUUGAGAAGCUGAGUGCACGGCUGGCAGAGCUCGGUGAGGACGUGGACACCCUGCUGCAAGGUAUCGGCGAUGAUGCUGCCUUGCCAGACGACGAUGAUGAUGAUGAUGACGACGACGACGAUGAAAAGUAACGUGUUUUUGCUUCACUUUCAUCUAUGGUGUAUCCUAGCAUCAUUUAUCCAAUCAUGGUGAUGUGGGCUUGUGAUAACAAUUGUACAGUGGAAUGUUGGUGAUGUGUAGACAAAGGUGGCCAUUUCAUUUCAAAGUUAUUUAUGGAUGCCAAGACUAAACUGCUGAUCCACCUUCUAGUUCAAUUUGGUUAUUUGAUUGAUGUAAAUUAUGUAUCAUUUCAAGUAACUUGGCC